AUGAGUGACUGCCAGCCACCUCAUUCUCCUACCACUUGUGAAACUGUUUGCCUCAGAUUGGGACUUGAACCCAUGUGGUGGGAACUCAAACCCAGCCAAAACCCUGCUUGGGACUUCAACCUACAUGACUGGGACUCAAGCCCAGCCAAAGCCCACGAUAUAUGCUACGGACCUAAUGAAGCUCAGUUUCUUGAUGUCUCAUUGCAGAAAGAAUACAGUGAGAGACAGAGACAGGUAAGAAGUGGAUUUAUCCAGAUUCAGAAAGAAGCAGAUUCAGAUUCAGGCAGAGUGUGGGCCAUCACAGAGGGCGAGUGUGGCUGUGAAAUGUGGCAUGGUUAG
Molecule: messenger RNA, 339 nt
Organism: Rangifer tarandus platyrhynchus (Svalbard reindeer)
Lineage: Eukaryota; Metazoa; Chordata; Mammalia; Artiodactyla; Cervidae
Source: the annotation of a GenBank genome assembly